Molecule: messenger RNA, 3096 nt
Organism: Centropristis striata (black sea bass)
Lineage: Eukaryota; Metazoa; Chordata; Actinopteri; Perciformes; Serranidae
Gene: tarbp2
Product: TAR (HIV) RNA binding protein 2
Exons: 7
Coding region: 246-1244 (332 amino acids)
Biological process (GO): regulation of siRNA processing; regulation of viral transcription; regulation of miRNA processing
Cellular component (GO): RISC-loading complex
Molecular function (GO): siRNA binding; pre-miRNA binding; double-stranded RNA binding
Source: RefSeq, a predicted model, not a curated record
ACUGUCGCCCUCUUCUGGUUCCUUUCAGUCAUGACACAUUGUGACACAGAGGUCCAGAAAGCAAUGAAAGUUGUCGAGGCAAACAAAUGCUCUUUCAUUGCUGCAGCCUAUCAUUAAGAGAAGCGUCCAGUUCAACCAGCUCCUUUUGCGCAGGCAGAAAACAGUAUAAAUUGUAGGACAAUGAAUUUCUCACACGCAGAACAAAACGAGGCAGAAACAACUAACAUGAACUCAGUAUUGAGCAAAUGCUGGCUGUGAAUCCCGGAAAGACGCCCAUCAGUCUGCUGCAGGAGUAUGGAACGCGGAUAGGCAAGACCCCAGUGUAUGACCUGCUGAAGGCCGAGGGACAGGCCCACCAGCCCAACUUCACGUUCCGCGUCUCCGUCGGAGAGAUCAGCUGCACCGGCCAAGGGCCCAGCAAGAAGGCAGCCAAGCACAAAGCAGCCGAGGCUGCUCUGAAGAUGCUCAAAGGAGGUCUUGGAGGUCCCGCCGGAGUUGGUGUUGGAGUAGACGGGUUUAUUGGGGUUGACGUGUCUACUGAUGGAGACAGCUCCCAGUCAGAGAUGAAGACCUCAGGCAGUUCUCAGCAGUCUGAAUGUAACCCUGUAGGAGCUCUGCAGUAUUUGUCUGUACGUCUCUGUCAGGAAUUGGUGGUGCAGAAAGGAUGGCGUUUGCCAGAGUACACAGUCACUCAGGAGUCUGGUCCAGCACACCGCAAGGAGUUCACCAUGACCUGCAGAGUCGAGAGAUUUGUGGAAAUCGGAAGUGGAACCUCGAAGAAGCUAGCCAAGAGAAAUGCAGCAGCUAAGAUGUUAUCCCGUAUACACGACGUCCCCGUUGACCUGAGAACCAGCAAUGACGCUGACCCAGAAGAAGACACGUUUAACAUGCACAUGGGGAGCAGAGCUGAGACGGGUAAAAGUAAAGGCUUCAGCUGUACAUGGGACUCUCUGCGAAACUCUGCCGGAGAGAAGAUCCUCCAGCUCCGCAGCCACCCGCUGGGCAUGCCUACUGACUCCAACUUCUGCUCUUUGCUGAGCGAUCUGUCUGCGGAGCAGCGUUUUGACGUCAGUUACCUGGAUCUAGAAGAGCGCAGUCUGAGCGGCCUGUGCCAGUGUCUGGUGGAGCUGUCCACACAGCCAAUCACGGUGUGCCACGGCUUUGCUCCGAGCAUAGAUGCCGCUCGAGCCAACGCGGCCCACAAUGCACUGCAGUACCUCAAAAUCAUGGCUGGUGGGAAGUGAUGCCAUCUCCCCCCUCACAGACUCGAACUCGCCACCACAGGAUUCCAGGAUCAAUUUCCUCUUCGGACGACGGAGGCACUUUGGUGACAAGUUUAAAUAACGCGAAUUACCUCAGAUGUGGAAAUGGAGACUUUUUUGUCAUUAAAUUAAUCCCCGGAGCUUUUUUUUUUUUUUUUUUUGGUCCCAUGGAUUUCUUAUCGUUGCCAAUGAAGAUUUAGUUGCCCAAAAACUCUUUGCACCCCUCUCCUUGACAUUUUGCAUAUUUGUCACAAAUUAUUUUUAAAAAUGCAUUUGCUCGCCAUCCAUACACAGUACUGUAUUUUCCUAAAAUCUUUAAAAGUUUAAAAAGUAUUUAUCUGAAAUCACAAAUGGUGCUCUUGCAGUGAGUUCCCGAAAUAACUGUAUACAAAUUCUAAUACAGCAAAAAUUGCAAAAGGUCAAAAAGAGUUUGUAGAAAUUGGGCUAUGGAGUCGGCGAUUACUGGUGCUUCGUUUAUUCCCAGAUCAUCGAUGGAUCAAUGGAACAAAAAUUCCCAGCCGUGUGCCGAAACAUGGAGAGAAAAGGACUCUGCCGAAUAAUUUUAAAGACUGCCGUGUUUUCAGAUGACCUUAAAUGAGAAAAUGUGGCUUUUGUUGUGUAGUAAUUUGAACCCUAAAAACUCAAAGUGUUCUUCUCUGUGAUUCUGUUAAUGUUGGGCCUUUAAAUAUAUGAAUUUAGAAAACGCAUCAGGUUAUCUUUGUUUACCAUUAUGAACUCGUAAGGUUAAAGAUUUUGGAAAUUUAACCUUUCUAAUCGUGUCACUCUUUGGCAUUCCCAAAGUAAAAAAUGUUAAGAAGGACUGGGACUCUAAUGACUGAAAAUGACUGACGAUUGAUGGAUUAUCCUUCUAGUGUAAGCAGUUUUGAUGGGCUCAUGUUGUAGCAAGUGAAAAAGUACUUAUGCUGUCCUUUUAAUUGUGAUGAAAAUUAAAAAAAAAAUACUCAUACUGGUCCCAAUUACUCCUGAAUGUGCAAACAGCAAUAUAAAAUUACGUUAUAACGGCUUUAAAAAAUGUAGCUAAAAGAUUUAGCACACAGUCUUAACAUGACAAGUAAAUCCAUUUCAAUGUAGCAUAAAGACAAGUCAACUAUUUGGGUGAAAAGAAUUACAGAAGAAAGUACUGUGAGUCCUCUGAUAAAGCAUUGGUCCUGUUAGUUUAGACUUUCAAUAUCAUAGACCAGACAAACAGACCCACCACAUGUUCUCAUGUGAUGCUUCACAGUUUUUUUGGUGCUCAUUAUUCCCGUAUGGUUUCAUUUCUAAUUAAAAAAAACCCUGUGAUUGCUUUUUCCUAUCAAUGUGACUGUCUCCUAUAAUGAUAUUUGAAAAUUGAUGGUGAUUCUUUUCUCCACAUACUUGCUCUGUCUUAGUGUAACGGUUCAUUACAACCCCCUUAUAUAUCUUAUGUACUACCUUACAUGUUUGCAUACCGGUUAAUACACUGCCUUGCACUCAGCUGGAAGUAUUGAAAAUAGUGUUGAAAACAGUUUGCACUACUUGAAAGGAUAAUGCCCUUUGCACAAUGCAGGCUGACCAAGUUUCUGUACAUCUCCUCCCACUGGUGUGAUUGAUGUUGACCUCAUUCGCUGAAAAAGCAGAUCUUGUUUUCUGAUAAUUCAAAUAAGGAACUCUUUUUUUUUUUGUGAGCUCUUGUUGCUGACACCAUUGACGUCUAUGCUGACAUGAAUGAAUAUGAUAUGAUAGACUUCUUUGUUGUGGUAGUAGAAAAUGUUGCCCAGUUUUAGAGAAACUAUGAAUUAAAAUGUGAGCUCCGUGUGAAAUUGACUUUGUUUCCAAUAAAACAUUUUCUACA